UCAGAGAAGGCUUUGGAAGACAGCAACCUGUGAGUGGGCCAUAAACGGUGAACAGUUUGCUAGAUAGAGAGGGUGAACAUGAGGGUGUGUAGGAGGGAAGGUCAGUUCUGCGAACUAAAUCCUUUCACAUCCACAUUCAGAGCAGGGGCCUAUCCCUAGGCCCUAUGGAUCCCGUAUUCAGAGGCUCAUCUGUAGCUGCAACCUCUAAACUUGGCCCCAUCUCCUGACAUUUCUGAGUGAAAAGGAAUCACUCUCUAGUGUGUGUGCUGCAGGCCCGUGGUGGCUGUCACAGUACAGUUAUUGCGGAAUUAACAGGUGAACAGCCAUCCAAGUGGAGAGGCACAGAAUACUUCCGGUCCUAGCUCUGUCUCCAACUCAGUGUGUAACUGUGGACCGUUUCGGCCUCAGUUUCCCCAUCACUAAGAUGGGAGAUUGGCUGUCAACUCUGCCAGCUUCCUGCCUGGAGUGCAGCCCUGACACCCUGCCUGCAAGACACACGUUAGCAACGACCGUUCUCUCUACGCCAAACUCAUUUGUCUGAGCAUAUCAGCAACACGACACCUCUCAGUUCAGUGGAUUUGAUGUGAGCUCCGGCCCCUGGCAUACCUAGCAUGUAAUACCUGCAAGCUGAAAAGGAGCAUUUGAAGGCAAACUGCAUGGCAGGAGGAAGCCUGUAGGUGGCGCUGUGGCUCCGGUUGCCGAGCUGCUCUCCGAAGAUCCAUUUUCAGAGGAUCUGGGAAAACCGGGCAGGGUUGAUGGCAGCUCUUUCUUCUCGGUGCCCUCGCAGUGCAGCAGGCCCCGCUUAUUUGCAAGAAGUAGCCAGGUCAGCCCACUGGGCCUCCCCACCCCUUGUGCCCCUUCGCAUGUUUCAGAACACUGUCUUUUCCUCUGGGUCCUUCCAUUCAGGAGAGGAGGAGGAGGAGGUGAGCCUGUUGAGAAUGGCGUUGGUGGGGCAGGGGCCGGUUCCCCUGUUUCUGGGGACUUUCUGUGCUGGUUGCAGGCAGGGGCCCUCAGUGUGGAGCUGCGGUGAGCCUGUACCCCGUCGUAUUUGGAUCACAGCCCCCGUGACCCCCAGCGCCCUCCAGGCACUCCACACCUGCAGUGAUUCGCUUGGUAUUUUAAAAGCACUCCAUCUUCUGCCUGCUGCCUUCUCUCCAUUUAUCUGGGUCCGGCUUUUCGCCGGGCCAUCUAAUAAAGAAUCCAGGGGGGAGAAUGAUGGGGGCGAGGAGAGGGAAAGUGCUAACAUUUAUUAAGUGCCCGCUGGGUGCCCAGCAUUUCCUCAACAACCAGAGUAGCGGUCUUUCUGCUUUCUUUCAGCUG
Molecule: messenger RNA, 1320 nt
Organism: Macaca mulatta (Rhesus monkey)
Lineage: Eukaryota; Metazoa; Chordata; Mammalia; Primates; Cercopithecidae
Source: RefSeq, a predicted model, not a curated record